AUGGUUUGCGAUGCAGUGGGUGUCAUGUUCCCACUGUGGGUGCAGCUGGUCUUGUCAAUGUAUCGACACUCGCUAACGUCGUCACUUACGAGAGAGCGUGACGCUGUGUCGAAAGCUCUCGACAACUUGUCUCGAGUCGGGACCCCCUUUCGAGACGGUGAACUUGGUCAAGUUCAUCUGCUUGUGCCAUGUAGAGACCCGAAACAGCUUGUGGAAACAGCAGGUUCACAUCGCUACGAUCUGUUCAUCGGAGCCCUUCGCGCUUCCGACUUCCUGUCGCUUCGUCUUCCGAGCAUCUCACUCGGAUACAGCAACGGCUCCCAAUCGCUCGAGAUCGACUCAUCAAGGCCGUCGCUCCCAGCAAAAGACGUCCGAACGACGUCAGGCUGUCUCCACGUGGUGGCCGUCUUCGCUGCACUGUCUACAGCUGAUAGGAUGGGAGCGAGGUUAGCAACGACUCGAGGUCUGCAUCAAGCCAAUCGAGUGGCGCGUUCUUUGCCACUUGGCACUCACCGUCCGGUCGUCCAUCCCCAAAGCACAUGGACGGGGGCAAACAACCAGACGGACAACCGCCACGCCGGUCUCGACAUCCACCACCUCACAACGGAAAAGAGCGCGUCGAAGCUACCCUUGCCACUGAUAGUCGACCAACCGCUCGAAUAA
Messenger RNA from Peronospora matthiolae, 663 nucleotides. NCBI's taxonomy places the organism in Eukaryota, Oomycota, Peronosporomycetes, Peronosporales, Peronosporaceae. The record is from the annotation of a GenBank genome assembly.